AUGGCCGUCGAGACGCCCAUGAGCCCCGAUUUGGCGGAAGCCUUGCAAAAUGCCGAGCAUACGGAGCUAUGGCAGCUGUCCCAUGAGGACCUGCUGGCGAUCACCGGGCAAGACGUGCCGCUGACGGAAGAGGCGUUGAUUUUGCAGAGCAGCGAAGGGGGCUCCAGUGCUCGCUUGAAUAAGCGUUUGAACUGGCACAUGAUGGAGCUCUCGCAGAAGGCAGCUGAAGCUGUGGAUGUGGUGGGCAAGGACAACUGGAAGCCCUCCGUGAUGGAAGGGCGGAGGCGAUCGGUGAAAGGCGCGUUGGAGGAGCCGCUCAGCGAGGUGGCAGUGUCCAAGCAUGAGAACCGGGGAAUGUGGCUCCAAAGGGUGAGACAAGUCAUUGGGAGGUUGCCCUUGUGCAUCGCCUGGGAUCUUAAUUUGACGCCCUUUCCCGAGCGGGCCACAGAGAAAGGCGCAUUGCAAGCCUUUGCCAUUUUGUCGUUGACCUUUUGGCCAGCGGAUAUUGUCCUGAACUUCUUCACUGCUUUUCAUCAAAAGGGCCACCUAAUCACAGAUCUCACGAGCAUUGCGUGGAACUAUGUGAAGACAUGGUUCCUCUUUGAUAUCACUGUGGUGCUCAUCGACUUUUCAGCCAGCUUCAUGACCCUGCUGGGCCGGGAAUCCAAUGACAUACUUCAACCCUUACGCUCGGCACGAUACCUGCGUAUCCUUCGGACCUUGAGAAUCCUGCGGAUUUUGAAGGCCGGAAAGAUCAAUGUGAUGAUGGAGAACUUGGUGAUUUCUAUGGGAAGGCAGUGGCUGAUCCUAGCCUUCACCAUGUGCAAGAUGCUGGUGACCAUUGGUAUGGUGACGCACAUUCUCUCCUGUAUCUGGUUUGGCGUGGGCAAAUAUGUCUCUGGCACCGGACAGCGCAGCUGGCUGGAUCUUGCCGGAGUCUCUGAGCUAGACCUGGGUCUGCAGUAUGUGCAUGCAGCCACCUGGAUACUCUUGCCCCCAGCACCUCCACUUAUCGAAGCUGAUAGCCGCUACGAACGCUUGGGCGCCCUGAUGUUCUUUAUCAUUACGGUCUUGGUGAUCGGUUCGGCCCUGUCCAUCUUGACGGGAACCUUGAAUCAGAUUCACCAGGUGAACAGCGAGCGGAGCAAAAAACGACGAGAACUGCGAAUCUUCCUGCAAACCCGGAAGAUUCCCACGGAACUGACCAUGCGCAUCAUGAGCUAUGCCGACUAUAAGAGUGCACGUCAUAGCCCGGUGUCCUAUGACAGUAAUAUGAUCUCUCCGAUGCUGGAAGCCGAAUUGGCCACGGUGAUGUUUGGAUCAAUUCUGAAUGAACAUCCAAUGUUCUGGUGCACCAGCAUCACUUUUCCUGGUGUUUUUGCAGAUAUGUGCCGGGCCUUAGAGAAGAAAUAUUUCUGCGAAAGCGAGUUCGUGUUUUGUCAAGGUGCUUUGGCGGAGAUGAUGUACAUCACCAGCCACGGCAGUUUCGCCCUUUUAGAAGAGAACACCACAAGGUCGGCCACACCUUUGAGUUCUUUCUUCGCUAACGAGAAACGCUAUUUCUGCGAGGUGGCAUUGUAUGUGGAAGCGGUCUUGCAUUCCUUCGCUCUCCGCACCGACAGUUUUGCGGAAGUCUUUGUUUUGACCGCCGGUCGCUUGGCACGUGUUCUGUCGAAUUCGCCCAUGUGCGCCACAAUGUACAUCGAAUACGUCACUGACUUUGUGAACCGCUACAAGAUGCCAACGAAGAGCAAUACGCUGGUGGCAGACAUGGCAGCUGAAGAUCUGCACUGUUCCAAGGCUGCGUGUGAAAACAACUCUUUCUACCUGGAGCUCAAUGUGGACACUCGAAGAGUACUCAAAUUCUUGGACCUGACCUACCUGCAGGACCGGCUCCCUGAAGCUGAAGAGGACCUGGCUGCCACCCUGAGCCUGGAAGUUCCAUCGAGCACACGGCGCCGGACCUCCGUCAGCGACUUCAUGCGGAAGCUCCACGGGGAGGUGACUGUGGCGCAGACGCAGGUCAUGCUGCGCGAAGCUUACGUGGAGUUGGAUCCACAGGAUGGUUUACAUGCCCGGUAUUCGGAAGCCAUUGAGCAGGAGCGCGCGGAAUCGGGAAUCCUUAGCCUAAUCGCCUUGGUCCGACGAGAUUACCACGGGUUCGUUGCCCCACAGGUGGCUACUGGGUCAGGCGCCCUGACACGGGCACAAUGGGAUGAACUGCAGGAGGCGUUGCGAUGGGCGGAGCCAGACGCGGAGCGCCUGGCAGGUGCCAUUUUCUUGGUCGCCAUCAAAGGUUUAGGCAAGUCGCCUUCCCUCACACGACAGAUGCCGGCGGAGGAUCAACGGCCUGAGCAGGCCUUGCUGUACAUCCUCUCGAAUUAUCGAGAUGCGGUGCCGACGGUACGAGAACUUUCUUCAAAUGCUCAGGAAUCCGUCUAUGGCAUUCUGGAACUCCAGAAAUCGUUCAACUUCGCGCAGAUGUUGCAGGGUGAAAAUGUGCCGGCCAACGUGCUCCAGUUGCGCCGGGGAAUCACCUCUCGAGGAGGGUUGGGGUUGCUGCAGUUCUUCGUGCUCUACUUGUUGGGCUUCAUGAGUGGCCUUGCUGGCGGCAAAGGAUCACGUUUCAUGACGAGUCUCAAUGCCACCGCAGUGAUUCGGGGGUUGAAUCUGAUGAAGAAUGUUUUGAUUGAUGAGCCUUCGCCAUUGUAUUGGACAUACAUCCGCGAGAGGAGUUAUGAGCUGCUGAAGCACGAGGCGAGCGAUUCCAACAACUUGGCACAGGCACGAUUGGCAUGUCUCUGUCGCACCCAAACUCACGAGGACUUCCUGCGGCUGCAGAAAGCUUGGCAGAAGCUGAGCAAGGUGCAACAAGCAGAACUGGCGCUUCUCUUGCUGGCGGAUGGCAUCUCCAAUCAGGCCAUCGUUUGCGAGUUCUUACCCCUUUGCCUGGAACGUGCCAAAGCGAACCCCUUCGUCACCGUCGGCACCUUUCUCGAGGUGUUGCUGGAUUUGAUGCAAGCCGUUCGGGCUGCCACCAAGAAGAAGAAUUGGAUGGUUGUGCAGGUUGAUUUGAACGACUUGGCCGCCUUUGUUUUAAUGGUCAAGAACAGCUACGUCUUCCAGAGCUGCUUGGUGCGUUCCAAGCUUCGCUCCACAUCUAGCCGCAUUUACCUGGACAUGACUCAAGAGAACUGGCGACGCGUCAAUGAGCCUCAAAGCGAUACAGUGGUCAUCGCCCGCGGCUUGCAUCACCUGGUACGAAGGCACAAGAUGGAGGAACCUAGUGAGGCUUGGGCAAAUGCGCCGAAAUACAACCGCUCUCAGCGUUUAGUGAAGAUUCAGAUCUAG
Messenger RNA from Cladocopium goreaui, 3351 nucleotides. NCBI's taxonomy places the organism in Eukaryota, Dinophyceae, Suessiales, Symbiodiniaceae. The record is from the annotation of a GenBank genome assembly.